AUGCGCGCACUGCUCCGGCUCCACACACCUGCCGCCGCGUGCGCCCUCGCCGCAAGCGCCGCCCUCGCCUCCUCGGCCAGCUCUGAGCCAUCCGCCGCCGGCCGGCCGCUGUUCCGCUUCGGCGUGAUCGCCGACAUCCAGUACUGCGACUGCGACGACGCCUCAAACUUUGCCGGCACGGAGAUCCGCAAGUACAGAGGCACGCUCGAGCAGACGCGCCGAGCCGUCGAGCACUGGAACGCGCUGCGCGAGCCGUCCGCGGCGUGCAUUCUCAACCUCGGCGACAUCAUCGACGGGCAGAAUGCCGGCGGAUACGGCGCGGGCUUGACCUUCGACGGCCCGCAGUCGGAGGCGGCACUCGGGCGCGUGUGCGGCGCGCUGAGCGCUUGUAAAGCUCCGAUUUACCACGCUGUCGGCAACCGCAACCACGAGCUGUACAACUUCGACUGGGCGGGCCUGCGCGCGCGGCUGCAGAUGCCGGAGGCAGGGUCUGUCGUCACUGAAGGUGGGAGCGACGCCGCCGGCGCUGACGCAGCCGCGGCGCUGCGGCCUGUCAGCUGGCAGCCGUGCAAGGGAUGGACCUUUGUGUUGCUCAACGCAUACGCCGCGCUCCCUGGCUACCGUGCCGCCGCCGAGCUGCUGCAGCGGCACAACCCGUCCUGCUACGAGGCGGUCAGCGGCGUCAACUUCUUCGCCGGCAUCGAGGACCCGCGGCUGCUGCGAUACGUCCCGUUCAACGGCGGGCUCGGCGAGGCGCAGCUUGCAUGGCUUCGAGAGGAGGUCCGCGCCGCCGUGGCGCGCGACGACAGGAUCGUCGUGCUCUCGCAUUUGCCGAUGUACGAGCCGGCCGCCUCGGCUCGCACGCUGCUGUACGACGCCGACGAGGCGCUCGCGCUGCUGCAGGCGGAGGGCGGCGGCCGAGUCGUCGCCGUGCUGGCCGGCCACUUGCACCGCGGCGGCUACGCGGCGGACGAGUCGGGCAUCCACCACGUCACGCUGCAGUCUCCGCUCAACUACCGGGACUCGUUUGGCCACGUCGACGUGCACGCCGACCGCCUCGAGCUUAUCGGUGCACCGGGCGGCGAGUUCAUCUCGCGCACGCUGCCCUUCCCUGCGAAGGCGGCGCGCUGCCCGGCGUCCGCAUUGUGA
Molecule: messenger RNA, 1149 nt
Organism: Emiliania huxleyi CCMP1516
Lineage: Eukaryota; Haptophyta; Isochrysidales; Noelaerhabdaceae
Exons: 6
Coding region: 1-1149 (382 amino acids)
Molecular function (GO): ADP-ribose diphosphatase activity; CDP-glycerol diphosphatase activity; 2',3'-cyclic-nucleotide 2'-phosphodiesterase activity
Source: RefSeq, a predicted model, not a curated record